Messenger RNA from Blepharisma stoltei, 2100 nucleotides. Lineage: Eukaryota; Ciliophora; Heterotrichea; Heterotrichida; Blepharismidae. The record is from the annotation of a GenBank genome assembly.
AUGAAGUCGAGUACAUUGUAAGUUUUAUAUAGCCUUGAAAUCCGUACAGUAACAUGGUCAAGAGACACCCAUGGGUUAUUUGAUUACGAGUCUCGCUCAAUCACUAAAUCGUUUCUAAAAACCGUCACUUCUUGUUCAAUUUUCCGUGCCAAUCAAACUUGUUAUACAGUUGCCGAUGACACCAAAGAUAUUCAUGAAGGUACAGAGCCGCUUCUCAGCAUUCGAAAAAAUCCAGGAAGCUUUACAGCCCAUCAAUUCAGUGAGUCACUUACUCCCCCCUCCGUGAGUGAACAAAAAAAAUUUUGUUCACUCACGGAGGGGGGUUAAUUUGUUUUUUUUAAAAAAAAUUUUAUAAAAAAUAUUUUUUUCGAAAUUUUAAAAAAAAUCCUAGUUCGCAAAAAUUGGAAAACAAAUAUUAAUUUUAAUUUAUAAAAUUUAUGUUUUAAAAAGCAAUUCGUUUAAAAUUAAACAGAAUUAGCUCUAGAUUUCAUUAUACUAAUUAUCAUUUAUAUAUCAAAUUUUUUGUUCCAUAAAAAAUUUUUCUAUUAAAAAAAAUUUUUGUUUACUCAGCAAAAAAUAGCGAAAAACUCUGACUUGUGGUGAAAUAUAUGAAAACAAAAGGCAUAAAAGGCCAUCUCAUGCAUGAAGGCGACUGAUUAAAGCUUGGAAGGGUCCGCUUUAGAGUCAAAAAAAUAUCGAUAAAUAAAGACUCAGUCGACAUCCCAGGGUUUCUCGGUUCAAUCCCAUCCGAUGUCGAAAAUGUCAAGCAGGAAGACUCAAACCAAGGAAAUAACCAGUGCAGAAUUUGCCUCUAUGAUACAAAUACAAAAUCAGACCCUCUAAUUAACCCAUGCAAGUGCUCAGGGACAAUGAAAUAUGUCCACAUAAAUUGCCUGAAAGAGUGACUAAAAAAUAAGGUGGCAACAAGGCAGUCAGAAAGGGCAAUCUCGUAUUAUUGGAAAGACCUAUCAUGUGAGCUCUGCAAGACAAAACUACCAUCAGUCAUGAACUUCGAAGGCCAAAAAAUAGAGCUAAUCAGCAUGAGCUACCCUACAAAAUCCUAUAUAUUAAUUGAAGAUUAUCGCCCAGACAACAGACAAAGCCACGGUUUGCAUGUAGUUUCUCUAGACGAAGGUCAAUUUUCCUUAAUAGGAAGAGGUCAUGAGUGUGAUUUAAAGCUAUCAGAUAUCUCUGUAAGUCGGCACCAUGCUCGAAUAAAGCUUGUAAAUAAUCAAUUCAUUAUUGAAGACCAAAAUAGCAAAUUUGGAACUUUGCUGCAGUCUAAGAAAACAGUCCCAAUUUCGUCUCAUCAGGAUGUGACAAUUCAAGUCAACCGAACUGUCCUGCACUUGUCCUUAAAGGAGCCUUGGAGCUGUCAGAAUUUCUGCAGGAUGUGCUUUAGCAAACAAGUGAUGCCGACUGAAGAAGUGUCGUAUUUAACUCAAGAAGGAGGGAACUAUGAUGAGGACCAAGAAGAAGACCAAGAAGAUUCAAGGGAAUUAGAUGAAGGGGAGUCUCAGCUGUUAGAAGCUGGCUCUUCGCUUUUAAUUCAUGGAGAGUCUGACUCUGCUGUGAUAGAAGUGAUAGAGCAGGUUGAAAGAGAAAGAGAAAAUGGACAAAUUGUAGAUGAAGAGAGAAAAGUGGAAGAGGGAAAAGAAGAAGAGAAAAGAGAAGAAGAGAGAAAGGAUGAGGACAAAAAAGAAGAGGAAAAGCAAGAAGAAGGAAAAGAAGGGUUAAUAUUUGUUCUAUAAAGAAAAAUCUCCUAGAGCAUUUCACUUCCCCUCUACUUCUCCCUUGCGAUUUCAAUUUGGAUGAAACUGUUUAAAAUCAAUUUGAUAUGUUUGAUCCAUAGUAUUUUCUUUCUCCUCUUUCAUUUAAAAUGAAUUUGUCAGUGGUGAAGAGGUCGAACUAUAUGCUCUAAAAGUAUAUAAAUGUUUUUUAGCAUGAUUGGAUUUUUUAUUAUUAGAAAAAUUAUUCAGGUAAAAUAUGUCAAAAUAAAUUUUAUGGCUUGGAAAAGAAGAUUUCAUUGAACAAAUGAGGCUAAAUGAGCCCAAAGAGCAGGAAAAUGAAGAAAUGGGGCCUCUUUGAAAUAUAUCUUAA